Molecule: messenger RNA, 683 nt
Organism: Scatophagus argus
Lineage: Eukaryota; Metazoa; Chordata; Actinopteri; Scatophagidae
Product: late histone H2A.2.2-like
Exons: 2
Coding region: 211-630 (139 amino acids)
Cellular component (GO): nucleosome
Molecular function (GO): DNA binding; structural constituent of chromatin; protein heterodimerization activity
Source: RefSeq, a predicted model, not a curated record
GAGUAUAGUGUUGCUAAAUGCAGUUGUUCCAGGUAACGUCACCCAACAGUGGAGCCAGGUGUCAGCAAUCAACAUGUGACUGGCUAACUCACAUAAAAGCACUACUGUGUGGUUCAGUGCAAAGCUGCUGUCUGAACUAGAAGGAAGUGUAGACUAUUGUUGCUUUCUUUACAGUGUAACCCAAAGCGUUUCGCUUCGCUCAGACUGAAGAUGUCCGGCCGUGGGAAGAAAGCUGCACCCAAACCUAAAACUGCAAUGUCCCGGUCCUCCAGGGCAGGAAUUACUUUCCCAGUGGGCCGCAUCCACAGGCUGCUCAGAAAAGGCAACUAUGCUGAGCGAAUUGGCAAUGGUUCUGCAGUGUACCUCUCAGCUAUCCUGGAGUACCUGUGUGCUGAAAUUUUGGAGCUGGCAGGAAAUGCCUCCCGUGACAACAAGAAGCAACGCAUUGCUCCUCGCCACAUUUUGCUGGCAGUGAAAAAUGAUGAGGAGCUCAACAAACUUCUGGCAGGGGUCACAAUCUCAGAUGGUGGCGUCAUACCAAACAUCCAGGCGAGCCUUCUCCCCAAGAAGACCAAGGCACCCAAGGAUGACGGUUCAACUACUAAAGACAUUCAGUCUCAAGAGUUUUAAUUGAAAGUACAAGUCUUGUAAAUCUUAUCAAAUUAAAGUUUGUUUUUAAUGUA